UUCCUUUCACUACGAUCCAGGAGAUCUAAUUGUCACUCUUUUACUAAGGAGAUCGUUGAAGUACCAUACACGUUCCAACCGAACCUAAAUUUUCUCAAGUUAAACAUGAAGUUCUCUCAAGUUCAACUUGUGGCACUUGUUGCUAGCAUCACCUCCGCGCAAACACUCAACAUCCCGACUCCUGUGGGUGAUAUCACGUCGCUCCCUGAGCCCAGUGUCAUCACAGGAAGUGUGGACUACGGCAACAGAGAAUUCGAUCGUGGCCACCCGUGCGACUCUGAUUUGGACACUGGCAGUGAGAACGCCGUCUUCAUCCUUGCGGAUGGUGCCAGCCUUUCCAACGUCAUUAUUGGCAAAGAUGCUCUCGAGGGCGUUCACUGUGAAGGAUCGUGCACGUUGACAAACGUCUGGUUCCGCGACGUUUGCGAGGAUGCCAUCUCUGUCCUCGGAACUGGCGAUGCAACCAUCAUCGGUGGAGGAGCCCAAGAGGCCAAGGACAAGGUUGUCCAGCACAACGGUGCUGGAACUGUCACUAUCAAAGACUUCACUGUCGUUAACGCCGGAAAGCUGUACCGCAGCUGCGGUGACUGCACCAACAACGAGGCCAAGUCCCCCCGCAAGGUCAUCGUUGAGAACGUCCGUGCCUACGGCGUGACCUCCGAUCUUAUUGGAAUCAACUCCAACUUUGGCGACGAGGCUACAAUCAGCGGAUCUUGUGGUGUGACCAAGAACGUCUGCCAGGAAUACAAGGGUGUGAACAAGGGCAACGGUAAAAGCGAGAAGGUCGACGGCAAGACAAGCUGCAAGGGUGCUCAAGGUCUUCUUGAGACUCUGCCUGCGUGU
Boeremia exigua is the source of this 843-nucleotide messenger RNA. Its product is annotated as pectate lyase D. Gene Ontology annotation, cellular component: extracellular region. Lineage: Eukaryota; Fungi; Ascomycota; Dothideomycetes; Pleosporales; Didymellaceae. Gene Ontology annotation, molecular function: pectate lyase activity. The record is from RefSeq and is a predicted model, not a curated record. The annotation marks the transcript as partial. Gene Ontology annotation, biological process: pectin catabolic process. The transcript is spliced from 2 exons.